Messenger RNA from Anarrhichthys ocellatus (wolf-eel), 1837 nucleotides. It is a transcript of the gene mcfd2, whose product is annotated as multiple coagulation factor deficiency 2, ER cargo receptor complex subunit. Gene Ontology annotation, molecular function: calcium ion binding. The transcript has 4 exons. NCBI's taxonomy places the organism in Eukaryota, Metazoa, Chordata, Actinopteri, Perciformes, Anarhichadidae. The coding region runs from base 93 to 539 and encodes 148 amino acids. The record is from RefSeq and is a predicted model, not a curated record.
GCUGCGACUCAUCAUUGUUGCCUGCAGCCAACGAGUAGAACAACAUAACUGUCCACGGAGUCAAGUGAAGAUACACGUCAUUUUUCGCCAGUAUGAGUGGCAGGAGCAGUGUGCAGUGGGGGGGUCUGCUGGUCCUCCUGUCCGGCUGUCUGCUGCGUGUCCACUCUCAGGUGGACCCCGUCGUGGUGAGUGCGGCUCACAUCUCCGGUCACGGUCGCCUGGACAAGAACAUGAUCCAGGACAAAGACCACAUCAUGCAGCAUUUCGAGGGAGUGAUCGACCAACCAGAGAAGGACAUGACACCCCAGGAGCUCCAGCUGCACUAUUUCAAGAUGCACGACUACGAUGGCAACAACCUGCUGGAUGGGCUGGAGCUCGCCACAGCUAUCACGCAUGUACACAAAGAGGAGAGAGGAGAGCACAGCCAGCCGAUGAAAGAGGAGGACCUCAUCUCUCUCAUCGACGAUGUGCUGAGGGACGAUGACAAGAACAAUGACGGUUACAUAGAUUACGCAGAGUUCGCCAAGUCGCUAGAGUGACAUGUCGCCUGAGCGCUGACAUCCUUCGUGUCCACAACGUCAACAACAACAACAACAAGCUCUCUGCAGAUGAGGAGGCGAACUGAAAAUCUGCCACUAAGCGGUCUAGAAAACCAUCGUUUAAUCUCUGCUUUCCCUCUCACAGUCAAUCAGGGUCAUUGCGCUUUCUUUUUCAUUCGAUGUCCAAGCUGGGAGCAGAGACACUGGUUAUGCCAGUAAUUUACUUAGCAACAACAUAGGGAGGAAAACAAAAUUGGCAUUUAAAAAAAACAAAAAACCUUCUGUUUUGGUAGGUUCCUUGCCUUUUUUCUUUUUAAAGGUUCACCCAAUAUCACGAAGAGACACAGUUUUCUACUCAACGUAUCUGACCGUGGAUAUGUACUUUUCAUUGUGUUCGGUGAGCUCUUAUACGAGUGAUAAUCCCGAUACUUUCCUUGGGAACUAGUACGACUACCAGUGACGUGGUAGCAGAGCUUUCAGUGGCGGGUAAUACAAAGCCAAACUCUCUGCGUGGCCCUUUAAACAUACAGGAGCUCUAGAGUGUGUUUCAAUUCACACCGGUAGCCCGAGAGCAUCUCAACCGAAUGUCACUGUCACUUCAAAUGGACCACAGUUUCCAUUUGGAACCGGUGAAGUGUGCACACACCAGCUGACACACUGUCGCUGUGGACCAACCCAUUCCCUCUGUCAAUCCAUUUCAUUGUUUUUGAUGUGAUAACGGUAAAGUGGCCUUGACUUGCUCAGCUGUACAGUAGCGUGUGUGUGUGUGUGUGUGUGUGUGUGUGUGUGUGUGUGUGUGUGUGUGGGGAAGAAGUUUUGUUUUUGAGGUGGCGGGCAAAACAAUGCACCGUUGAAUGUCGUUUGUGAAGAUUACCACAUUUAUUCGAGCCAAAUCGCCGCCGUCUUCACUGUCGCCUGCGAGCCAGCUGAGCCGCGACAUGAAUCUGACGUCAGAGUGAAUGUAAAGCCGCGCCGCUGACUCGUGAUCACUGGAUAAGCUUGACUGGAAAGCACACCACUGCAGUCGUUUAAUAAGCUGACUCAGCUUCGUGUCGUAAACCUCGACAACCGUUGGCUUCAAAUCAUUAGCUGCCUUUUUAAAACGGAUCAAACGUGUCUGGUCUCUUCUGUGUUUGUUGAAUCCAUCUCUGUAUGACGGAUGGAUGAAUUCCAUAUUUUUGCCAUCCUUGAUUCUUCAAUCAGUUCAGGUUGUUGAUUAUCAUGAAGGGGAAAAAAACUGAAAGCAAAACAGAUGCAACUGCGUUGUUUGUGGAAUGUGAGAUAUUAAAAAGUGUAAU